This is a messenger RNA of Diaporthe batatas, 3689 nucleotides long. RefSeq lists its product as uncharacterized. The record is from RefSeq and is a predicted model, not a curated record. The transcript has a single exon. Bases 458 to 3010 code for a protein of 850 amino acids. NCBI's taxonomy places the organism in Eukaryota, Fungi, Ascomycota, Sordariomycetes, Diaporthales, Diaporthaceae.
GCAUAACAAGCCAGAAUCCUUGAUAUCUUGGCCUGUCACUGUCCUUCCAUUCAUUCUUUUGAGCCCUCGCAUUGUUUUGCGCCCCAAUUGUGUUGACACGCGACGAGUGCUCCCUUUUUUUUGUUCCUUUUACAUAGGGCCUCCGUCCCAUCCCCAUCCGACCACAAUAACACUUCACCGCCGCACGAGUAGUUUUCUUUUUUUCCGUACCGUGCGGCCUUGGUACUAGUGGUAGUCAUCCUGCAUCUCAACAGACCACUUACGAGACGAGCAGGGCGUGCACCUCGUACAAGCGGUUGCACAGAGCGCGAAAAGCAGCAUUCCCGUCUGGUCGGAAGCAUCUCAGACUAGUGGAACGGGACAACCCUGGUUGUUGUUCGAGGACGUCUGCCCCGGCGGUCAUCGAGCCGACCACCACACACCUUGUUCGCCCUGCCUCAUAUAGAUUGCAGGAGAGAUGCGGACAGCAUUAGGAGGGUCUGGGGGGUACUGGUCCACCCAAAGUCAGCGGAGGGCCACCAAAAAAAGCAUCAGCGAAGCCUGCCCCGAGUCAUCUUACCAGGACCACACAUCUGCUGCACACAAACAUUACACACCUUUGACUUCUGACAACGAACACUUUGCCGAUUUUCUCGAACCAGCCAUUGAUGGUCCCCCGUCGCCGGCCCGGAUCAGAGCCCUGAGCAACAAGGUCAAGCAGGCAUCAAUCUCGGAACGACAUGUGAGCCAGCAGACGACCUCAUCUGGGUCAUCAUCUCUGCUCUCCCUCGGGUCGUUCGACCGACGACCAUCCUGGGACAUACCACUGGAGUCCUUCUCGCUAUCGAGGAAGUCAUCAACCCGCUCGACGACGAGCAGCAUGCGAGAGCGUCCAGAGAGCGUCCAGGCAAUUGGUAAGGCGAUAUUCAACCGCAAAACUAAACUCAGGAGAGAAAGUCUGGUCACAUCGACAGACAUGGCACCAGAAAAUCCAGGCGAGCGUGCCCGGGCGCCUUCGGUCACCAAGGAGCACGCCCUAUCCAGCAUGAACAUUUUCAAUCGACGGAGGACGGUGCAAGCACCUGAGGAGGCAUUGUCUCAGAAACGGCCGCAGAUCUCAAGCCCUUUCAACUUCCAGCACGUCGCUCAGAUACAGCGAGAGCAGGUCCCGAACUUGGAACGAUCGAGUCAAGUGCCGCCGCGUAAUGAGUGGUCGACUGCUCGUGCCUCCGGGGUACCAACCACGGGGCCGUCGAGGGGCAUGCAGGCGGACGACUUGCGUGUGCCAAACUUCUCAUCUAAAGCUAGUCGCCCACAUGAUGACGACGAAGUGGCACCGGAUGUCGUGCCGCACCGGCGGGAGAACAGUAUCGUUCGCCCACCAAGCUGGCACAAAUCCCCUCCGAGGCCUAUGGUCAAACAUUCACGAUCUCAGGAUCAUAUCCCUGGCAUUCCUCCGCCCCGGCCCCCAAGGUCGCCGACGGCCCUGGAUCUGAACUUCGACCUGAUGCCUCCCGUGCCUCCUCGCAGCUCCAGCCGGCCGUCAAUUGGAUCACUCCCGCGUCGCGACUCCGAAGCUCUUGGGAGCACAAUGAACGACCGGGCGCAGGCGAUGAGUGGGUUCCGAUUCCCACCGCCACUUCCACUCCAUAUGGAAGCGAGCAGCCCACCGCCAACUUCGCAGGGGCCAUCCAGCCCCACCGCUGGGGCGGAGCGUCGGUACUCUCGCAUUUUCCUACCCUCGCCUACGGAGACUCCCAAUUGGCCUCUGACAUGCCCUCUCCACAAUGCGAGUGUCUCGACAUUCGAAGGUGGCUUGCCUGAUGUGCCCGAGGAGGAGGAGCAUCAUGGGUUGCCUCGGAGAUCACGAGCGAGUAUCCGCAGCAACAACUCCUCGCUUAGGGGCUCGCAGUCGGUCCCGGCCUUGCGCAAGGCCUCGGUAUCUGAAUACAGCUCGCAUGACCGUACUCUCAGUAGGGAAUCCACGAUAUUCGGUCAUUUCGACCUGGCCGCCGCCCAGCGAGCCGAGAGAGUGGCCAUGGAGGAAGCGCAAGACGAUUCAGACCCACUUCCGCGAGAUAUUUGGGAGGAUGUCAUCGAUUAUUGCUACGAACACGAGGCUGAGGCCGACUGUGACUACGACUGGGACCGGCCAUCGAUCGAUAUGGGCCGCGAACCGACGUUUCUAUUUACCGAAGAAGAGACCGAACACGGCGCGUUCUUUCGUACAGCUUCCGACCAUUUUGAAAUCCCAGCCUUGAGCCCCUGUAGCCAUCUUUCCGUGGGUAGCGCUCAAGACGCGCAAGAGGCCAUAACCCCUACCAUCUCGGCCAGCGGCACGAAGUCGCCUACGCGAUCAAACUUCUCACUUCCCCGGCGGGAUUGUGCUCAGCCACAGCGCUUGCUCCACGAGCGAACGACCUCGCAAAUGUCCGCCUCCAAGGAGGGAUAUACUAUUUCGCCAUCGAUGCUGAUCCCGAAUGAUUACCAACAAGAAAUGCUUGCUCACCAGAAUGAGCGCUUCGAGGAGGCCGAAGGCUUGGGUCAGGCAGUGACGUGGGAGGAACCGACCAUGACGGCGGAGGGUUCUAACCUAUUCAUCCCGAUCAGGGCUAGCAGCUCGACCACCGCGAGCGCCAUGUCAUCGCGGUCCAACUUUGACCGGCAUAUCUCGACGACGUCUUCCACCAGUACCGACUAUACGCGCAUGACCAUGAGCACCAGCUCGGUCAACAUCGAGGAUUAUCUGCCCAAGGACGACGCGCCACGAGCCAUUACGACUGACGACUCGGAAAUCCCGCAAACAGCCGCCGCGGUGCCGAACCACGCCCGGUCUCAGAGCAUCGCUGGCCUCCUGAACUCGAUGGACUCGAGGCCCCUGACCCGGGGCAACCACAGCAGCGACCCGAACCUCGACAAGCUGCACUCUGCCAAGCGUCAGGUCGGCCGCGGCCGCUCCAGGACGCUGAGCGCCAGCCCUCCUCCUCCGGGCCAGUACGCCCUCUUCCCCAGGCCGGCGAACCUGAAAUAAGGUCAACAACCGAGCUCAACUACCAUCUUCAGACACCUGUCUGCACGCAGUUCAAGGUGUCCUAUCUACACCCUCCCGACGAUGUGUCAUCUCGGACAACUCAAAUCUCUUUUCUAUAUGUUUGCGUACCGGCGACCGGAGCUGUGCCGACUCGAUACUUCACAUGCCUGGAGAGGCUCAUCACCAUUUUCAUUUUGUCUCUUUAGCAUUUGGGAUUUUCGCUCUGAACUCUGAUUUGGGUCCAAGGAAGGGCCACUUUCGCCUGCUGGACCUCAGCAGGGACGCCUGGGUAUUGCUUAAAUAUGGGGUGCUAAAGAAGGGCUCUGAGCUCCCCGGGUCAACACACGCUCUCGCGUACAACACACACCUUUUCCUUUUUUCUUUCCCCGUCUUGGCCCUUUCGGGUCAUCUUCUACUGGGAAUAUCUCAUGGCGCACACAAAACGGGAAUUAAUUUCUGGGCUUCUUGCAUUCAUGGACGGGCCAAUUAUAGACCAAAACAUUAUUCGGGUCGUACUGGGGGAAUGAUGUUCUGUACCGGGGCUUUGUUUUUUUCUCGUCCGCCAUGGAGCAAGCAAGGGGUACUGGGGUCUUGGUUAACGCUUUUCUUUAUUCAACUCGAUGGCUUUUGACUGUCAGAAGCCAUAACAGGGGCAAGUGAAGUGGCAAGGUUUGGGAAU